AUGGCUUGUCGUCCCAUUUGGCUACGCAACUCACCAGCACUGUUCCAAUCAACCAUGAAUCGCGUUCUCAAUGACUAUCUUGACGACUUCGUCAUGGUAUAUCUCGAUGACAUCCUGAUCUAUGGCAAGUCAAAAGAAGAACACGAAGUACAUGUUCGCAAGGUCCUUCAACGCUUACGUGAUGAACAAUUGAUCGCCAACCUCAAGAAAUGCGAUUUCUACAAGACCGAAUCCUGGCUUUACCAGGUAUCUGCUGGCGGAUACAAACCGUCACGAACGAAAGUCAAGCAUCCAAGAUUGGCCAACACCAACCAAUGCACGCAGAGGAGUGUCAAAAGGCGUUUGAUGAGACUGUCACGCAUUAUGCAAGCUCCUAUUUUGGCAUCACCCGAUCCACUCAAGCCUUUCAUCAUCGAAACUGAUGCAUCAGAUUAUGGCGUUGGUGCUGUACUCCUCCAAAAAGCGGAUGAUGGCACUACUCAUCCUAUCGCAUUCGAAUCCAAGAAAUUAUCCAAAGAAGAACGUGGUUAUCCGGCACAAGAGCCGGAGGGAUCUGUGGUAAGAUACGUUCUCACCUAG
This is a messenger RNA of Lichtheimia ornata, 579 nucleotides long. RefSeq lists its product as uncharacterized. The transcript has 2 exons. NCBI's taxonomy places the organism in Eukaryota, Fungi, Mucoromycota, Mucoromycetes, Mucorales, Lichtheimiaceae. The record is from RefSeq and is a predicted model, not a curated record. Bases 1 to 579 code for a protein of 192 amino acids.